Molecule: messenger RNA, 1914 nt
Organism: Durio zibethinus
Lineage: Eukaryota; Viridiplantae; Streptophyta; Magnoliopsida; Malvales; Malvaceae
Source: RefSeq, a predicted model, not a curated record
CUUCUUGCGUAGUUUAUAAAGUCUUUGGCCUCACAAGCUAAAAAACAUAUACAAAAUACAGAGAAAACUGAAAACCUUCCCAUGGAAACAACCGGAGACCCUCCAUCGUUAUGGCCACAGCUGACCAACUCCAUGCCUCGCCGUAAGUCAUCGUCUCCUCUUUUCACCCCACCAGUUCUCAUCAUCCUCUUACCCAUCAUCGCAUUACUUCUCUUGUUCUUUGCAGUUCCCCCUUUUCUCUCCAUCACCACUCAGAUUUUUAGACCCAACGGUGUCAGGAAAAGCUGGGACUCCCUCAACAUUUUUCUAGUCUUGUUUGCUAUUCUUUGCGGUGUUUUUGCUAGAGGAAAUGACACCACCACCACGGCCACCAACAACAGUAUUAGAAAUGAUAGUAAUAAUAACAAGCCAGGCCAUCCUGUUUCGCAACAAUGGUUUGAGUAUCCAGAUCCUCCAGUCGACGCGACGACGUCGGCAACCAGCGUUAGGAGGUUGAAGAGAAGCAGUAGCUCGUACCCAGAUCUGAGACAGGACUCUUUGUGGGAGAAUACCGAGGAUCGGUUUCGUUUUUUUGAUGAUUUUGAAAUAAACAAAUAUCGAUCUUCAACAAAUUACAAUGAUAAAGUUCACGGGCUUCGUAGGAGCUGGAGAAGUGAGUUUCAAGAAUCUGAAGCCAAGGUCAUUCAUGUUGACACCUUUGUGCUUCGUUCUUCUCCUUCAUCACCACCGUCAAAGUCUCCAGCACCUUCAACACCACCUCCACCACCGCCUCCGCCUCCAGGUGGCCGCCAUAAAUCAAGACGAACUUGUCAAGCUGUUGGACGGAAAGAGAAGUUGAAUACUCAGAACGAUCAUGUUGAAUUCAACAAAAUUAAGUCUCCACUGCCAGUAACACCAGCACCACCUCCACCGCCACCGCCACCUCCUCGGCGACCACCAUCUCCACUAGUUGAAAGGGGAGAUAGAUCAGAGCAGAAGUAUGAGAAAUUGGAACGUAGAAAAAGUAAUGCCACCAAAGAAAUAAAGAUGGUUUUUGCUUCGUUAAGGAAAAGAAAGAAGAAACAGAAGUCAAAGGAUCAUGAUAAUCGGCAAGUUUGCCCUUUGCAUUGUCCACGUGAGUCACCACCUUAUUACUUUACUACAAUACCACCACCAUCACCACCACCUCCUCCACCGCCACUGCCUCCACCACCAUCCUCUGUCUUUCAAAAAUACAAUCUCUUCAGAAAGGGCAGCAAAACCAAAAAAUUCUAUUCUGUUACUUCUCCUCCGCCUCCACCACCAGCAACACCCCCAGCAUUUUCACUUUCACAACGCUCUUCAAAGCAAAACAGUCAGAUCCCACCAACACCACCACCUGCACCGCCACCAGCCUUUUGUUCUACAAAAAGAUUAUCAAAGCAGAAGAGUCAGAUCUCGCCACCAUCCAAACCUGCACCUGCACCACCAACACCGCCACUGGAACCUUCAAGGAGACGAACUACGGCCAACAUAGGUAGGCCACCAUUGCCGACAAAAGCAAAUUCUAGUUAUUAUGACGAGAAAGUGAACAGCGGUGGACAUUCAACGUUAGUUCCGAUGCCGCCACCUCCGCCACCAUUUAAAAUGCCAGAGUUGAAAUUUGUGGUUCGUGGGGAUUUUGUUAAGAUACGGAGCAAUCCUAGUUCUCGGAGUAGCUCUCCGGACUUGGAGGAAGUUGAUUCGUCAAGCAAACAUGAUGUGCAGACGGUCAGCCGGAUGGACGGUAAUGAUGGGGUUGGGGUUGGGGUUGGGGUUGGGGUUGGGGUUGGAGGGGCCCUGGUGUUUUGUCCUAGUCCUGAUGUUAAUGCUAAAGCUGAGACCUUUAUUGCCAGAGUCAGGGAUGGGUGGAAAUUGGCAAAAAUAAACUCCCUGAAAGAGAAGCAAAGGAUAUAG